Messenger RNA from Candidozyma auris, 579 nucleotides. RefSeq names its product signal peptidase complex subunit SPC3 (gene SPC3). NCBI's taxonomy places the organism in Eukaryota, Fungi, Ascomycota, Pichiomycetes, Serinales, Metschnikowiaceae. Gene Ontology annotation, biological process: protein targeting to ER. The transcript has a single exon. Gene Ontology annotation, cellular component: signal peptidase complex; membrane. Bases 1 to 579 code for a protein of 192 amino acids. The record is from RefSeq and is a predicted model, not a curated record.
AUGUUCAACUUGGUUACGCGUGGCCAGUCGUUGGCAAACCAAACUUUGACAGCCUCAGCAAUUGCUGCCGCCCUUGUGGCUGCCCUCUCGCUUUUUCAGCUCUACUUUAUAGACCAUGCCUGGAGCAUCAACUCAACCCAGAUUUCAAACGUCAAGGCCACAGCGCUGUUGAAAAACUCGUUCGCCUACGGUGCUGUGGGUGGAAAGCCCAAGGAGAAUUCUAAAAUCCAGUUUGACUUGGAUGCUGACUUGACUCCCUUAUUCAAUUGGAAUACCAAACAGAUUUUUGUCUAUUUGACCGCAGAGUACGACGGGAAGACAGAAAGAGCGUCCAACAGGGUCACAUACUGGGACAAAAUCAUCACUUCUCGUGAGGACGCCGUUUUGCACUUGAAGAAUCAGAGAGCUAAAUAUUCUGUGUGGGACGUGGAAAGAUCUUUUAGAGGUAGAAACGCCACGCUUCGUUUGGAGUGGAACAUUCAGCCGUGGGUGGGUCCCUUGCUUUAUGGAAGCACCACGACGGAACUGACGUUCAGGUUUCCAGAAGUCAAAAAGCCUACAAAGAAAGCGUCUCCAUAG